AACUGUGGACAGUGAUCAAGGUCCAAGAUCCAUACCAAACUCUGCAUUGAGCUCGCAAAAGCUCGUGUUCUUGUCACACGCUCCUUAGCCCCAUCAAUCCAUCUCAAAGCACAUUGCUCAAUUGCUUCUUAUUCGAAACGCUAGAACUGCAAUUGCACCUCUCUGUUCUAACCGAUUGGGGAUGUCGCCAUGACGAGUCAACCAGCCGUGCAGAAACACGUGCACGUUUCGAGCUUGCCCCACACUGCUGAGCCCGCGAUCGAGAGCAAGAAGUCUUUCCUGGACACCUUAUCACCCGAGUUACGAAACGAAAUCUACCGUCUCUGCCUGGUAGCGCCGAAAUCAGUGCACAUCGCCGGGGAAACCCCCAAGCUCGGCAUCGUGUGGUACAGCACAUUCGACCACACGCUAGAUUGGCAACUUGUGAAGCUCUUUACUCCAGGCCUUCUGCGCUGCUGUAAACAAAUCAGAGACGAAUCCAUAUCGAUCCUGUACGGCGAGAACGCCUUCCGCUUCCGAAACUUCGUGCAAGCACAACGAUUCUUGGAAACAUUUCGCGUAGCAUUACUGCAUCUUCGAUAUAUUACUGUCUUUUCAGAUGACGAACGCCAAUUCGAUAUUGAGCGCUUGUUCAUCACGCUUAAACGCGCACCCAAGCUGCGCAGACUAACGCUCAGUUUUCAUGUUACUCCUGAUCGCUGGAAUACCCCCGGGCGCGGGAUGAAGCGUUACGACGCUAAGAAAGCUGCGAAGGUAUUGGGACCGCUAAUACGCAAUCUCUGGAGACAGCGCCAGCGCGGUGAUAGUUCAAAGAAUGAGGUCCUCGGCACGAUUCGUUGGACAGCGAAAAACUGGCACCAUUUUGCUCCCUCACCGGGAACUCAAGAGGAAGCAGCCCAGUUCGAAUUUGAGGUGAUAGCUCUUCUCGAGAAGACUUUGAAGUGA
Cercospora beticola is the source of this 945-nucleotide messenger RNA. RefSeq lists its product as uncharacterized. NCBI's taxonomy places the organism in Eukaryota, Fungi, Ascomycota, Dothideomycetes, Mycosphaerellales, Mycosphaerellaceae. The record is from RefSeq and is a predicted model, not a curated record.